GAAAUCAAUCCACCAUCUCUUUGUUGAAUGUAAAGGAGCUAACAACAUACUUUGCUUUGGCACUUUACAGGGGCAUCUCUCUCUUCACCGCUACUGUUUGCGUUCAACCCGUCAAAGGACCCAAGCUCUCGCUACCAGAAUUAGCACGACCAUUGUAUUCUCCGACGCUGCCCAUAUUGGCCGGAGAAAUAAGUACUUUACCCGGCUCGCAACAUCACCAGACUUUUCCAACCGAACCUGUAGGGUGGAGACUUGCGGUUGAUGAUGUAAGGGCCACCAGCUGGAUUGACGAAUUGACCCUCCCUCCUUUGGUCAAAUUCUUUCAUCUGGUAGAGCGGAGCGGAAAAUAUGUAAAAUCCAUAACUCUGGUUUUGAUACGUGACCAGACUCACCGUGAAGAGAUGAGGAAGGACGAGAAUACUUUCGAGUACGCUAGACACGUUCCUCGAGGAGUUUACGGCAGGAUUCGUCCAUUGGUGUUUGGCCUAUUGUGA
Molecule: messenger RNA, 494 nt
Organism: Acaulospora colombiana
Lineage: Eukaryota; Fungi; Glomeromycota; Glomeromycetes; Diversisporales; Acaulosporaceae
Source: the annotation of a GenBank genome assembly